AUGACGCAGCCGGGGCCCGCGCCAAGCAACGCCGGACGCGCUGACGUCGCCGGGGCGGCAAAACGUCCGCCCGGGCCCGAGGCGGGCGGAGGCAGCUGUGGUUACGUGCGGGGGGCCGGUGACGCAGUCGCGGGGCGCUGGGACGCGGCGUGCGGAGCCGGCCGGCGGGGGCAGGCCCCAGGGCCCGGGCGCGGCGGCGGGACGGCACCUACCUUCCCGGCUUCAGGUCCGGGAGUGCGGGGCGCGGAGCCGCCGGAGCGCUGCCUCCCUCCUUCCUCCUCCCCCCGCCCCCGCCCCGCGGCGCGACACACAAUACUCGCCGGAAGCGGAAGCCGCGCCGAGAGGCUCGUGUCAGCGGGAGCCGGGGUGUCGGCCGGCCGCCGCGGGAAGGUCGAGCGGUCCUCGCGGGAGAAGGAGGAGGCGCGGGGCCAGAGGCGAGAGGCGGCCGGAGGAGGCACGAGCGAGAAGGGACCCCGAGGGGCAGGUGGCUGGAAUGUGGGCGUCCCGGUGACCGCAGGAAUCCUCCGGAGAAAGAGGGCCGCGCAUGCGCCUGGUUGGGCGCUGAAGCCCCAUGGCCCGCAGGGCGCCGCUGGGCGCCGGGGCAGCGGGCUGGCCCCCCGGGCUGCGGGGCCUGGCUCCGGCCACGCUUGCUGGCCCCGCGUGGGUCCGUGAGCCGCGCGGGAUAGGUCACACACAGAGAGAGAGAGAGAGAGAGGCAGAGACACAGGCAGAGGGAGAAGCAGGCUCCAUGCACCGGGAGCCCGACGUGGGACUCGAUCACGGGUCUCCAGGAUCGCGCCCUGGGUCAAAGGCAGGCGCCAAACCGCUGCGCCACCCAGGGAUCCCGGUACAGGGAUUUAGAAUCAUGCAUACUAAAUAAAAUCGGUCUGCUUGCUCUUAUUUUCUGGUAGCCAAUGAUUUGAAGACGAUUAAACUUGGGAAAAUUACAUUUACCUUUUUUCUCAUUGUUAUUUGACUGUUAGGAAUUUUAGUGGUAAAAUUUAGUUUACAAAAUGCCUCAAUUCUAAGAUAGGGUGGUUUGAAAGCCGCUGACGGGGGUCCGGGGGUGGCCAGCCUCUUCAGCUUUGCUUUGGAGGGAGGAUAAUAAUGGUGGUGAGGUUUGGUUCUGGUUUUGAUUUGUUCGUUCGUAACUAGCAUUCCAUUCUGGCUUUUUAUCUGUAGGUGACCAUUCCCAGGAGGAAGUGCACUUCAAAGGUCUAUGAAGAAUGUGUUUACCUGGAGACUGAUUAUUAACAAGACUUUAUGUUGAAUAUGGAAGGAAAGAUAAGGGAAUGUUUAGGUAAAACAAUAUAAUUAUGUAGGGUGUGUACUAUGACAUAGAAUAGGGGGUUGCCAAACCUUUCCUGUAAAGAACCUGAUAAGCUGCAUUUCCCUCUUUGAGGCCCAUACUCUCCCUCUGUAUUUAUAAUGUGAAAACAGUGUUAGACAAUACCAAAGGAAUCAGACAUUGCUUUGUUAAUAAAACUUUCUGUAUGGACACAAA
Messenger RNA from Nyctereutes procyonoides (raccoon dog), 1504 nucleotides. Its product is annotated as putative insulin-like growth factor 2 antisense gene protein. The coding region runs from base 1 to 672 and encodes 223 amino acids. Lineage: Eukaryota; Metazoa; Chordata; Mammalia; Carnivora; Canidae. The record is from RefSeq and is a predicted model, not a curated record. The transcript is spliced from 3 exons.